Messenger RNA from Gopherus flavomarginatus (Mexican gopher tortoise), 5370 nucleotides. RefSeq names its product zinc finger FYVE-type containing 28 (gene ZFYVE28). NCBI's taxonomy places the organism in Eukaryota, Metazoa, Chordata, Testudines, Testudinidae. Gene Ontology annotation, molecular function: metal ion binding. The coding region runs from base 381 to 2972 and encodes 863 amino acids. The transcript has 11 exons. The record is from RefSeq and is a predicted model, not a curated record. Gene Ontology annotation, cellular component: early endosome membrane. Gene Ontology annotation, biological process: negative regulation of epidermal growth factor-activated receptor activity.
CGCUGGCCAAAGGCAGCGCACAGGGCUUGAGCGGGUCCGCCUGUGCGCAUGCGCUCAGUGAGCGCUGCUGCUGGCAGCGGCGGUGGAAUGUUUGGGGGCUGUCAAUGAAGAGAGGCGCCGCUGCUGCUGGCCGGUGCCGGGGCAGGUCAGCCUGAGGGGGCCCUCCGAGAUACUCCUCCGCAGCAGGGCAGAGCCUCCCUCGCGGCUCCAGCCUGACUGCGGCUUUGCCAGCCCCGCAGAGCAGCCCGGAGAGGGGACGGGGUUUCGCCGGGUCCCCCAGCAGCCGCCUGAGGUGCCGGGGGAGAGGGACCCGUAACCCCCGCCCCCCCAACCAGCCGGGACGGGAAGCGGCCUGAGAGGCGGAGGCAGCAGCUGGGGUGAUGAUGAACAGGUUCAGAAAGUGGCUCUACAAGCCCAAGAGGACUGACCCACAGCUCCUUGCCCAGUUCUACUAUGCAGAUGAAGAACUAAAUCAAGUAGCAGCUGAACUAGACUGUUUGGAUGGAAGAAAAGACCCACAAAGAUGCACAUUGCUAGUCAACCAAUUCCGCUCUUGUCAGGAUAAUGUUUUAAACAUCGUGAAUCAAAUCAUGGAUGAAUGCAUUCCACAUGAACGGGCCAACCGGGACUUCCGUGUUAAAUUUCCAGAAGAAAUACGCCAUGACAACCUUGCAGGACAGCUUUGGUUUGGAGCAGAGUGCUUGGCUGCUGGUUCCAUUAUUAUGAAUCGUGAAAUUGAGAGCAUGGCUAUGAGACCAUUGGCUAAGGAUCUGACCCGCAGCCUGGAGGAAGUUAGGAACGUUAUUCGGGACCAGGCCUUAAGGGAUUUGAAUCUUUACACAGAAAAAAUGAAAGAGUCGCUUAAACAUUUUGAUGUCCUUUUUGCUGAAUUUGAGUUAAGGGAUCUGCUUCAGACCUUAACUGAUGAUGAGCUGCACACCCUGGAACGUAACCUCUGCAUAUCCCAGGAUGUGGAUUUUCCUGUCAGAACAGAUCCUGAAGUGCCCACUGUCAGUACAACUGCCUUAGCUGCAACUUUGCCUGCUGAGGAGCUUUCAGCAAAAGCUGAAAACACAGAAGCUGAGCUAGCCUGUUCUAUGCAGUAUGAUGCACAGGAAUUGGAGCAGCUGAAAAGGAUGGUCCACAGGGUUGGAGAUGAGAUGUCUUCCCUGCUUUCCCCACCAAGUGUCUGCCAGUCUCCAGCACACAGACCUGGCAUAAGAAAUGGCUCCAGCACAGAGACCUCGCCUAACAGACAACAUCUUGACAACUUAAUUGACGAAGAGGAGAGAGUGUUUUUUAUGGAUGAUCUGGAUGGAGCAGGAGAAGCUCUUGCUGGGUUGGAUUCAGUCAAUGACACAUUUGCAUGGGUCUGCCACAAUUCAAAGCAGAGCGUGCAGCACAGGGAACCUUUAGUGUAUGACAAUGGUCAUCAAACAGAAGAGACUUUACUUUUAAGAGAGGUAGAAAGCGAUUUAAGCAAUAAUAACAAUAUUGAAGAUGGCAAACAGAUGACUUGUAUCUCAGUUCAAAAUUCGUGCAGUUGUUUAGAAGGUCCUGAUUCACAGUUAUACCUCAGUGGCUGGGAUACAUAUGCUGAUGCAGAGACAGCAGAAAUGAUAGCCCAUAGGACAGGUGGAAUGAAGAUAUCUGCUACUGUAAUAUUUAAUCCCAAAUCUCCCGCUACUUCAGAAUCCCCAGUAACAACACCAGAAGUAGCUAUCAGUUGUGUUCCUGGGUCUUCUGAUUCUUUAGCUGAUGAAGAGGAGAGUGAAUCCCAUAAACUCAGCAUAGCUGCCACAAAUUGUCUCAUUAAUUCCUGUGUGUGUUGUGGCAGCUGUGAAGACAGUAGGGAGGAUAAUAUUGUUGGUUUAAAGACCAGACAUUCCCCAGGAAAAGUUAUAAAUGCUUCUUAUAGUUUAGUAAAAUCUAAAGAAAAGGACCAUAUAGAUAAACUGGAUAGUGCAGUCUCUGCACAGGAGGCAUUAAAAACUGAAACGUCUCCUGCUUUGCUAGCAGAAAGAGAUUCUGGCAGAGAAGAACAGAAACUGUCUAACUCCUCUAAGUGCCUGGCACAUUCCUCAGGUUCACAGAUGGGAGCAGAAAAUGGAUCACAAGUAGAGGUGGAAAUCUCAAAUCAGCAAAAGAAAUGGGAGAAAAGAAGGCAGCCAAGUCAGAAGCAAUCAGAGAACAAUGAAGAAAGUAGUAGUGAAAGAAUGGCAAAGGAUGACAUUAAAUCAAGAGCUAGUUCAAGUUCUCAGGAUGGCUUACGUGAUUCCCCCCUCAGCUCCAUCUCCAGCAGUGACUAUGACAGUGUUUCUGUCACUACAUGUAGUCUCUCCAGCAUAUACGCUCUGAGCAGUUUAAUGACCAGCUCCUGUUCAUCUGAUGACAUUGAUCAGGAGGAAAUCCAGCUUGCCUUACAGGCAGCUAAAAUUGCUACCAGAGAAAAGAUCAGAUCCCGAUUUCACGGCAGCAAUGACCUUAUUCACCGACUCUUUGUCUGCAUCUCAGGUGUGGCUGACCAGCUGCAGACAAACUAUGCCAGUGAUUUGCGAAGCAUCUUAAAGACCUUAUUUGAAGUGAUGGCAACCAAACCUGAAACAGAGGACAAGGAAAAGCAAAAAAAAGUAAAUCAGGGUUUAAGGAAUGCAGCACUGGAAGAUUGUGCUUUAUGCCAGGAAACCAUAUCGUCUUCAGAACUUGCAGCAAAGGCCAGAGAUGGGGACUUUGAAGAUCCUCCUGAUUGGGUACCAGAUGAAGUUUGCAGCUACUGCACUGCGUGCAAAGCUCCUUUCACAGUAAUUCGCAGGAAGCACCAUUGUAGGAGCUGUGGGAAGAUCUUCUGCUCUCGCUGUUCUUCCCACUCGGCUCCAUUACCUCGCUAUGGUCAGAUGAAGCCUGUCCGUGUUUGCACUCACUGUUACAUGUUCCAUGUCACUCCUUUCUACAGUGACAAAGCUGGUAUCUGACAUAAUAAACUAGUGAUGUACCUAUUGGAGUCUUAUAUGGACUGAUAUUACAUUUGAUCUAAGCCAAGAAUUAACUUGAAAGAAGGACCUUGGGUGGGUGUGUAGGCUUUGACAUCCAUUACUAUAAAUUUUGUACAGGCAGUUUUUGUUGCAUUUUAUUAAGCUGCUAAAGGGAAGCAUGAAGUGUCUGUAGCUGUUAGGCUACAGUACAGUCUUCCAUAAACAGGGGCGGCUCUAGACAUUUUGCCACCCCAAGCACGGCAUUAUGCCAUGGGGGGUGCUCUGGCGGUCGCCGGUCCCGCGGCUCCGGUGGACCUCCCGCAAGCAUGCCUCUGGAGGGUCCACUGGAGCCACAGAACCAGUGGACCCUCCGCAGGCAUACUGCUGAAGACACCCUGCCUGCCACCCCUGCGGCGCCAGCAGAGCGCCCCCCGCGGCACGCCGCCCCAAGCACGCGCUUGGCGUCCUGGGGCCUGGAGCCGCGCCUGUCCAUAAAUUUCUAAUGUUAAUGUUACAAUGCCAUAUGCAGAAUUAAACGCACUGCGUGGAAAGAAAUAGGGCUCGGAGAAUUGAACAAAUGUUGCUACUUAUUUUAUAUAUUAAGAACAGAGUAGGUGGUUGACUCUAACUUACUCAUCACAGCAAAUCGUUUCCAAAGCUGGGACACUUCUGCAUUCACUAGUGUUCUAGGAUGUUCUGAGCGUGAAGGUCAGCUCUUUUCUGCCGACUUGCUAUUUAGCUUUUCCAUUACUUCAUAUAAGCUACCUAAGCUAACAUUAAUCGAGGCAAAAUAUUUCAAACUUACAUUCAGUAUUCAUGUAGGCAAAAUUCUCUUUGAACCCAACAGGAAGAACUGAAGUUUCCAGAGCAGUACACCUGUUGCCUUUCAUUUAUUCAUCACAGCAAUAACUCAGUGUCUUCUAAAAAUUAAUUCUUACAUAUUUCAAUUUAAUUCUAUAUAAUUUGUGAGGUUUGAAGUUGUUUACAUGUAGCAUAGUUCAAACCAAUUCCUGGUAAUAAAAAUAUAACAUGUGAGAGACUUUGGUUUGCAAUAUCAGUAAUAAAAUACUAAAAAACAGCUCCAGAGGAAAUAGUCAACAAAUUAAUGAAUUAUUGUUAAAAAAAACAACAAAAUAUUUUUGAAAAAGUUAAGCACUAUAGUGUCACAUGUUACAGAACUUGUUCCAAGCUGUGUUUUUUAAAUUUUUAAAAUGAUUUUCUAAAGGCAAACAUUAAACAAUACUGUAUAUUUUUAUCCAAAAGGACUGAAACAUUGGCCUAGCAUCCAAAGUUUCUUAUCAUCCAUAGUUGGUUGAGUAAUUUUAUAAAAUAUUUCAUACUCUUACUUUUAGAUCACCCUGCUACCGCCUCAAAAGAUAUUUACAUUUAUUUUAAUCACCAUGGCUAGAUUUUGGUUCCCCUUGGAUUGGAAAAAAAUUCAUAGAUUCAUACAACGAUCUUGCACAAAGAGCUGUGUGAGUACUAGAUUUUCAAAGGUGUUUGGACAUGCUUUGAGUUAACCACAUUAAAAGAACAAUGCAACGUGCUGUGGUUAAGGAGGAAAUUAUAGCAAGAGCUUUUUGUGGUAUCCUGUUUGGUGACUUGCAGUAUUACAUGGUGUUUCAAGCCGACAGAGAAGAUAAAAAAGUUGUUUGCACUAUUUUGCUCAAGAAGGGUCCUCAUUUAAAAUGAUAAAGCAAAAACUGGUUAGUUUGUGUGUGUGUGUGUACAUUCCCUUUGCUUUGUGAUUUUUUUUAUCCAAUGCAAAUGAGUCAUAUAAGGGUAUACAUCUUGUUGAAAUUGCUGCCAUAUAAAUCAGAUUAAACAGUUCCACUAGUUUAUGUGAAAUGCACAAGCCUUAUGAAGCUAGCUGUGGGUAAAUUCAGCUGUGGGAUGUUCUCCUCACUUAUUUGUAUAUAUGUUUUUUGCAAAGUCUCUUUCACAUAAUCCUCAAAUUGGAAUGUCACCAUUCACCAGAGUUUAGCUGGCUCAGGGUGGGUAGCUUAGAUGUGAGGUGGGUCGUAUGGUACAAGCAGUGAUACUUAUUCAGGCUUAAAUCUCAGGCUUCACAUUGCAAUGAUUAUUGCAGUUUUAUUUUUCGAGAAACAACAAAUCUAAUGCUUCUUUUAUAGGAUGAAAAAAAUAAAAUGCAACAAUCUUCAAUAGUGAAAUAAAUAUGCACAAAAGUUGCUUCUGUGGAAAAAAAUCUCAUUUAAUGGACUGAAUAUUAUUUAUUCAAGCUUGUUUUUAUUUUGUAAAUGCUGUAAUUCAGAAUCAUUUCCAUAAAUAUGAUAUUUAAGGAUCUCAGACAUUAUAGUUUCUUAUGUAAAUACAAACUCCUAUUUCUCUUACUGAAAAGCACAAUGACUAUAUCAAUAUUAAAAUGCAUUUGCCUCAA